AUGAGAGCAACAGCCACCGAGACCGCUGCAGGAACCUCUGCGGGUCCCCGCAACCUGGGGCUCACUCCGCCUCUCCGGCUAAAGCAAAAGCCACGGAACUUGGGCGAGAAAGGUACUGCCCAUGGGCCUGCACAGGCCUGCUACAGCACUUGCAGCACCUCAGUGUCGACUAAAAACGAAAGAAGUGAAUGCGAUGCACUGCCUCCUUGGGACUUGGAGCCCCAACCCCGUCAUAUAUUGUUUCGCGACUUAUCUCCUUUAUCUCGCCGCCGAAUUCCCCUAACGAUUUUGAACAAAGGCACGAGACCGCAGCCGGUGCGCGUCUUGAACAGGCAUCAAGGAGACCUUCAGAUCGGCACGGGCCUUCACCUUUCACCGGACCCAAUCAUUUGUCCUUUGUUGGCCCCCGGGCUUUCCCUGCGCGUAAACGUGGGGGCCCCGCCUCUUUUGGGUCCCUCUGUUGAACAGGCGCUGAGGGUGGUUGGCCCAGGAGGACGAGAGGUGGAAAUCCCUGUUGAGGGGAGGGCUCCGCUGCUGAGUUUUACUUGUCCUUCUUUGCUGCAGUUCUCGCCAGUUCCUCCGGGAGUGCAGCAACAGCAGCACCUGCCGAUAACGAACACGAGUCCUUACAGCGUGAAGGUGCACGUUGAAAUUGCCCAAGGCGCCUCUCUUUCACUCAAGACCUUGCUUAAGCAGCAGCUGCUGCAGCUUUCCUUUCACCCGCAGCAGCUUGUCUUGGAGCCCGCAGAAGUCGGCUGCAUCGCCGUGCACCUCAAGGCAGACACCCCAGGAGAGGUUAACCUCCCUCUGCUGCUCGUCUGUAAACGAGCCCUGAAAGCCCCUUCUUCUCCUCGAUGCAGUCUCGUAUCGCCUGGUGGGUGGCAGCGCAAGAGGCCUGUGGGGGCCCCCCGCCCCCGGGGCACUGCGUGUAAGCAGCGGGAAGCUGAGAGGAUUUUUGCCAAGAGCAAGGGGCCCCCCGAGACGCAGACUGUGCAGUGGUCGGGGCCUCCACCGAAAGUGGAGGCCCAGCUGCAGCUGCAUGCGACUUGCGUCACCCCUCGUUGGGCAUUCACAGUAGAGGGUUCAGAGUUGCAGGGUAUCGACUUUGGGGCUGUCUUUCACGGAGAAGAACGCAGCCUGACGGUGCAUGCAAACAACUUGGGGGCUCUCCCUCUCGCCAUGAGCUUCCUCGUGCCUCAGGCCAGUCUCUCCUGCUUCGCAGCAGCAGGCCCAGGGCCUCCGAAAUCCCCGCCUACCCCCCUGCAGCUAACCUCAAGCAGAGUUCCUAAGGAGCUCCAAGAAGAGGCGCUACACCUCGAACCCCUUGCCCUUCCGCCUUCGUUGCGCUCGUCUUCACCCCGAGAAAGCAACGCAGCCCUACGCCUCAGCAACGGCAGCAGCAGCAGCAGCAGCACUGCAUGCGCUGCAUCAGAAAGCAAUCCUAAAAGCACAAAAGAAGCGGCGACAACUCAACGCCGACUCAGCACAGCAGCAACGCCCCGUCGUAGCACCCGCAUAAUCCCCACCGCCCCUAGCUGCUCCACCACGCAGCAGCAACAACAGCAGCUGCUGCUUCCGCAGCUGCAGCUGCAGCAGCUGCAGUUCCGGGAGCAGCCAGAACAAGCAGCAAACCCAGCCUCGUCGCCAGAUGGAACCCAUACAGAGGCAAGAGGGGAGGCGGCCCCUUCACUUGCUGCUCGACAGGUUUUUUCGUCUGACUCAGAAGAUUUUGACGCGCCCGAGUCUUUCAGAGGUGGGGGCCCCCGAGACACUCCCUGGGAAGCCCUGCUGCAGCAGUUUACCACCCCGUCUUUACAGGAGGCCCCCCUGGAGGCCCCACAUCCACCGGCAGAGCAGCCCGCCGCACCCCCCGUAGCAGCAGACUGCAACAAUUUUCAAAGAGGCAAUCAGCCCAGGCGUGGGGGGCGGCCUUCGCGAGUACUUCACAGGAAAGGAGUACACCGCAACGCAAAUGCAAAGGCAAAUGCCGCCUCAUCCUCUUCGACAUUGCAACCCUUAGAGGCUCCGAAGGACGCUUCAAAGGAAGCCCGACGGAGCCCGACACGAACACCACGCCGACAGGCGCUGCAGCAGCAGCAGCAGCAGCAGCAGCAGCAGGAAACGCUCCGAGGGCAGACAGCUUCUUCCUCAACCCCCCAUCUAACUGACAUGCAACCAGUGCCCCGGCCCACUGCCACGGCGCCUCACCAGAAGCGGCGGCGGUCGGCGUCUUCUCACCGCGCCUCGAGGGCCAGUGUAAAGUCUCCUGCUGCUGCUGCUGCUGCUGCUGUUCCUGCUGGUUCUGCAGAUGGUGCUUCGGGUACUGUUGGCGCUGUUGCUAGUGCUGAAGGUGCUGCUGCUCCUGCUGCUUCAGUUGCUGCUGCUGCUUCUGCAUCAUCAGUUGCCAGCUGGAAAGAGAAGCCUGUGUCUUUGUGGGGUCCUUUGGCGUUGUUGCCGGAUCGGGAUCGGCUUGACCUGUCGUCUCCCCAACAGCGUUCCCUCCCCUCCACCACUUUGCCUGUACAGCUGGCGCUGUGUCGCCGCCUGUCUAGCCCUUCAGUUGUUUUGGGGGCUAUUGGGGCCCCAUGGGGCCCCAAGGAGGAGAGUCUGGGGGGCCCCUUCUGUGCUAUUGAGGUGACGCCUUCUGCGCUGCUGCUGCCCCCCCACGGCUCUGCUGCAGUGCAGCUGAAGCUGCGGAGUGAGCCGUGCGAACUUCGCUUUGGGUUUCAACAUUUAGAAAAUUUAAACGAAGUACAAACGCCAAUGGCCUUCCACCUCCACGUCUUAGUUUCCGUUGCACGGCUUGAAGCUCCCCUCUGCCACACUAACUACGCCUCACCAAAGCCCCAGUCCCCCUGCAGCAGCAGCAGCAGCGGCUGCGGCAGCAGCAGCGGCAACAAGAACAGCAGCAGCUGCUGCAACGGCAGUGACGGCGAAAGAUUGGGAGUGCCUGUGAUGGGCCCCUUGCCUGCAACAGCAGAAGGAGACACUCCAAAGGCCUCCCUCAAUGAACAAAGAAGCCCUCUAACAGCGAGGUUGUCUCUCAGCAAAUCAAAGGGGCCUCAAGGACUGCCAGUGGUGGCGCGUCUCCGCCCAGAGACUGCAGGGGCCACUAGCGGCUUGGGGGGGUCUCGACGGAGUGUAAGAGGAGGAAGAGGAGACAGCAGCAGCAGCAACAGCAUAAAGCAAGACAGAGGCACCGCGCCGUGUGUCUUUGCUUCCCUGCUGCAGCUGCUCCGCACCGCCAUCGUUGCAGAAGCAAACGCAGCAGGAAAAGCAAACGAAAAUAACAAGAAAGCAUGCACACGCUCGCCUCCCUCCUUUCUGAGCUGCAGUGCAGACUCCUGCUCUUCUUCCUCCUGCUGCUGCUGCCCCGCUGACUCCCGCUGCUGCUGCUGCUGCUACUCAGGAGUCAACGACCCGCAAACUGGUGCAGGGCCCCCACGGACGCUAUCUCCGCAGAGACGAGCAAGCAGCAUCAGCGGCAACGGCAGCAGCAGCAGUAGCAGCAGCGCAUGUGGCGGGUCUGUCGGUGUCUCGGAUUCUGUGGUUGUGGGGUGUACACGCAACGGGGGAGGCUCUUCUUCGCAGCUCCUCAGCCUACCUUCUCUUCACCAUCAGUUGCUUGCAGGACGCUUUGAGCUGCGGCUGCCCCGGCUUGAGAUCUCCCCUGGGGCCCUUAAUUUCCCUGGCUGCGUUGUGGGUGAGGAGCAGCAGCAGGUUCUGCUGCUGUUGAACUGCAGCAAGACGAAGCAGCUGGAUUUUCAUGUAGACGCGCGUCACCCCUUCCGUUGCAGACCUACCAAGGGGCUGCUGCUGCCUCAGCAGCAAUUCAAACUACACGUUGUAUUUACCCCUAAACACCUCGGGCCCAGCACUCAGACAAUGAAAAUAACCUUCUGUAACAAAGCCUAUAAGCGCAGCAUCCGGCUCACAGGCAUGGGGCUCAGCAACCUUAAAACUACCAUGCAAGAAGCAACACAAAUGCAGCUGCAGCAGCAGAAGAAGAAGAACCAACAGGAAAAGCACCAGGAGAAGCAGCAGCAACAGCAGAUGCAGCAGUAG
Eimeria acervulina is the source of this 4065-nucleotide messenger RNA. RefSeq lists its product as hypothetical. The transcript has a single exon. Bases 1 to 4065 code for a protein of 1354 amino acids. Lineage: Eukaryota; Apicomplexa; Conoidasida; Eucoccidiorida; Eimeriidae. The record is from RefSeq and is a predicted model, not a curated record.